Molecule: messenger RNA, 636 nt
Organism: Acanthosepion pharaonis
Lineage: Eukaryota; Metazoa; Mollusca; Cephalopoda; Sepiida; Sepiidae
Source: the annotation of a GenBank genome assembly
AUGUCUCUCCCUUUCAAUCUCUCUGUCUCUCUUUCGUCUUUAAUUCCCUUUUUAAAAAUUCCCCUUUUUAUUUCGAGUCUUAUUUUUAUUUAUUUCUAUUUUCUUCAUCCUCUCAUUUUUCGUCUCUCUUUUUUUUUUCUAAUUAUUCCUUUACUGUUCCCUGUUACUUUCAUAUCUUCAUUCAUAUAUUCACGUUCUUUCUUUCUUUCUUUCUUUCUUUCUUUCUUUCUUUCUAUGCUUUUUUUAUCUUUGUGCCUCUCCCUCACACUUUUUAACACACUCUAUCUCACUCUUUUUACGUUUUUUUUCUAUCGUGCCGUCCUCUCACGCCUAUUUACCACCUUUCUCUCUCUCAACGUUCUUUCUAUCAUUUUUGUCCCCCUUCACACUUAUUUAAUCUUUCGUUUUCUCUAUCCCAAUAUAUUUAAUCUCUUUCUCCACCCCCCACUUUCAUCUUUCUUUUUCUCCUCACUCUUUUAUAUAUUCACUUCCCUUUCUCUCUCUCUCUCUUGUACUUACCUUUCCAUCUCACUCACGUUUGUUGUUCCUUCCACUUAUUCUUUGUCACUAACCAACGCUAAACUACCCAACUACAACCAAAGUCCAAGAACAAACGACUCUUCCCGCCCAAAAUAG